Molecule: messenger RNA, 1078 nt
Organism: Clarias gariepinus (North African catfish)
Lineage: Eukaryota; Metazoa; Chordata; Actinopteri; Siluriformes; Clariidae
Gene: cldn15la
Product: claudin 15-like a
Exons: 5
Coding region: 125-781 (218 amino acids)
Biological process (GO): bicellular tight junction assembly; cell adhesion
Cellular component (GO): plasma membrane; bicellular tight junction
Molecular function (GO): structural molecule activity
Source: RefSeq, a predicted model, not a curated record
CCGGUGAAAUAAUUCCAGUCUCGGUGAUUAGCAGCACUGAAAGCAGUCGGAGGAGACAGUUUAAAGGCUUCAUAAGGCCGGUCUGGGGUUUAAUUUAGAGUUAGAGAGGAAAGUCAGAGUGAAAAUGUCGACAGCGCUGGAAGUGACCGGGUUCUUGCUAGGAGUCGCGUCUUGGUUGGUAACAGGCGCCGCUUUGGCCAACGACUACUGGAAGGUUUCAUCGUUCUCCGGUAGCGUCAUCGUUUCAAGCCGUCAGUACAUGAACCUGUGGCACAGCUGUGCCGAAGACAGCACUGGGAUCGCCGAGUGCCUAGCCUUCCAGUCCCUGCUGGAAUUGCCAGGCUUUAUCCAAGCAUGUCGGGCUCUGAUGAUCAGCGCCCUGAUCUUGGGCUUCUUCUCUAUGAUCAUAUCCAUCAUGGGUCUGAAAUGCAUCACAGUCGGGAGCUCUAGCGAUCAUACCAAGGCUAAGAUCUCUGUCGCUGGUGGCGUCAUCUUUAUCCUGGCAGGUCUUUGUACGAUGACGGCCAUCUCGUGGUACGCCGCACGCAUCGUCGAAGACUUUAAAAACCCUUUCAGUGGAGGCAUAAAAUUCGAGCUGGGGGCGGGGCUGUACAUGGGAUGGGGCGGAGCCUUUCUCAGCAUUCUGGGCGGAGCUCUGCUGUGCUGCGCCUGUAAAGGAGCGUCUUCAGGACGACCCAAGGGCGGGUACUACCCCAGCAAUCAGCCGGCGAAGAUCCACAAACCCGUGUCCGAGUCUGAGAAGGAGAGGGCUUACGUUUAAACCUGGGACUCGUCUCUGCGUGUAGUGUUGUUACUUGGUUGUUCAUUUUAAUCCCCUCAUCUUUUUUUCUACAUUUUUUAAAUAGUAGUGCGAUAACGAAUGCGGAAUUAAACAAAUUAAUACCAAAAUAAUAUUAUACAGACGUUGGAUAUGAUGUCAUUUAAUAAGCAUGAUUGAUCUGUAUUGUGUUAUUUGUUUAAAAAGGUGAAGGCUUGGUGUGUGUGUUUGUGUGUGUAUGUGUGUGUACGUGUGUGUAUUGUACCUUGGGUUCAAUAAAGCUGAACUGUAUGAACCAGA